Messenger RNA from Eremomyces bilateralis CBS 781.70, 580 nucleotides. RefSeq lists its product as uncharacterized. The record is from RefSeq and is a predicted model, not a curated record. The coding region runs from base 78 to 449 and encodes 123 amino acids. Lineage: Eukaryota; Fungi; Ascomycota; Dothideomycetes; Eremomycetales; Eremomycetaceae. The transcript has 2 exons.
CUCUUGGACACGUAAGCGACCCAACGGGACAUGUCCUGAACCGUUCGAAGCGCCGUGUGAGUGUGAGUUCUGCAAUUAUGGCGCGAAUCAACAUCCUCGUCGUGGUCUUCAGCUUCGUCUUCCUCUCCCUCCUCCUCCCCGUCAGCGCGCAGUUCGAUGGCUUCUUCCAACAAAUGUUCGGAGCAGGAGAACAGCAGCAGCAACCACAAGACAGUCCGAGCACGCCGGAGUGGUAUCGUCAAAACUAUGAAGCCGCUCGAUGCUCGAAAUACCUCUGCCCGGGCACUUUAGCAUGUGUCCAUUUCCCUCAUCACUGCCCAUGUGCGUUCGAGAAACACGAAGAGAAAGUCGAGCUCGGCGAAGGCAUUGCGAUUUGCGCCAGCAAAGGGGGGUUUAAGGAGGGGGAGACGUUGCGAAAGGUUGAACUUGCAAGAAAAGGGUACUUGUGACCGGUUGUACAGCUGGGUGCAGAGGAUCUAUACAGAGUUCACAAUCAUUCGGUGUAGAUUAUGAAGCAAUUGCAGAUACAAAUGGAGUCUGGGUUUCGCACAGAAUAUAGAAUCCCGUUUAACGCAUCUAA